AUGUCGCUACUGGAUCACGUGGACACAGAUGUCACAAAUUUGAUCGAUGCUAUGGCCCAUAUUGUGUAUACUUGCAACCGGAAGAUGCACGCCCGCGUCGUCGAAGUCAUGUACACCCUCUUACACUCCUGGGGGCCACAGAUGCCAAGAAUGGAGUGCAAGAAGCAGGACGUCCUCAAAGCCAGUCAUGACUAUCGGAUCGUAAGCCACAUCCUGACGAAGAGUAGUGACGAGGGCAAUCGAUCCCAGAAAGAGACGCAGACUGUGUUCCGGGACUCCAGAAGCGAGAGGUCCUUCACUUUUUCGCUCUGGGCAAAGACUGACAAGGACGUCAAGGUGGACUUGAAGAUCGAGUGGGACUGCUUUUCAACCUCCAUGAGCCAUGCGGAGUUGGCGCGGGUGGUGAAGAGUGGAGAGGACAAGCUUCCCAUAGAGGCAUCCUUCAAGCUGCUCAGGCGGCAAGGUGAAAUGGCCUUCUAUGCUCGCUACCGCGAGGAGCGCAGCACGGAAAACUAUAAGUAUCGAACCGUCCGGACAUGGGAUUGGCGUGACAAAAACGAUCAGACAAUCAAGAAUGUAUUGAACCACAAGGGGUGGGCCUACUUUGCUUUCGUCGUCACCAUCAAUGAGCACAAGAUCAGGGGAGACCUUAAGAAGUCUCAAGAUCCGACCAUCCGUGAGAAGCUGAGUCUCCAAGUGAAGCAUGGAGACACAAGAGCCACAGCUGACUUGCAGAUUCUGUAUUGCAUCAAGCAGACGAAGCCGUUGCAAACAAGCCGCCUGGAAAUGACAAAGGCAGAUGAGCAAUACGAGGUGGUCUCUGAGCGCGGCGACGAUGAGUAUUCGCAGGCCGCAGGCUCCACGGCUGGUACAACGGUCAUCGGCAACCUCAAUGCUUCUGAAGGGACCACGGCUUUGACGAUGAAGUCGAUGAAUAUGACGACGUCUGGAGAUAUGGACGCUUCUGGGGCUUCGCCGACCACGAACCUGCAGGACGCUGGCAAAAGUUUCAUGGGCAGAAGUGAAGGCAAAAGCUCGUUCUUCGGUUCUGAAACCUCCGGUGGCAGAUCAACGAGAACGGACCUCCCGGCAAGCAAGUCGAGCAACAAGGCCAAGUGGCUAAAUCCCUUCAAUGAAGGACCCUUUGAAAAAGCACAGCUAGAAAACUUCAUGGCCGUGAUGCUGCCCUUCGCAGUUCAUCCAGGAGCUGUCCACGGCCUGUUGCAGAUUGCCCCGUCUGAUUAUUCACCGGAGCAGCGGGCACAGGUUAUGAGCUCCAUCACGAUGCCGGACGUCUUUCUGCAGCACAACCUGGUACCGUUGCUGGUGCCGAUGUGCAGCGGCCACGCAAGUGAGCAACUUACCCGUUGGUCCUGCAACACUCUAUACCUGAUGCUGAUGGCCUUUGUCCGUCCAGUCCCUGCUGGCCUUGCUGAAGAGAUAGAUGCUGCGAAAGCUCACAGGAAUUUUGACGGUGUGCUGCAGCAGUUCUUGCAAACAUGCCACCUGGGUGACCCUUUGCUGAAUCUUGGCGGAGUGCGAGUGCUAAUGGACGUCUUCUGGAAGCUGUUCACUCGACGCAAGCACUUCAUGGACACGCCGACGUACAUGAAGUCCCUGGACUCAGAAGUUGCCACAAAGAUGGCAGCAGACAAUUUCUAUCACGUCCCCUUUAUGGAGAGCGUGGUGCGGGUGCUGACUAGUCUGUGCAUCGGCAAGGACAGUCGAGCCGUGCGCGUGACGCAAGAUCUCAUCGCCAAGGAGCUCCUGGUAACCAACGAGGCUGCGGCAUGUCGUCGCCGUCCAGAGCCCGAGUGCUACGAGAACGCAUGGGCCGAGCAGCCGUUUACUGCUGAUAGAGACCAGGGCGAGAAGAAGACGCUGCAGCAGUUCUUCGAGGAAAAAGAUCGGUUUGUGUUAUUGACAGUUGGCACUCUUGUUUUGUUUGACCCACACGAUCCAGACCUCGAAGCAGCGGAGGGCGUGAAAAUUCCAAGAGUUUUGUGGAAUCAGAGUCGUGCUCAACCACCGCGGUACGCUUGUGGCCAGCACAGUGACGAUGUGACUCAGCAUGUCGGAGAUAAUGUCUCUCUCGAACGCUCUUUCUAUUUUGCCUUGGUGAAUCUACUGGCUCAUCUUUGCGCUGACCGCAACACUGCCAACUCCGCAUUGCUUUCACGGCAUAUUCCAGAAACUUUGAUGAAUGCCGGACUCCGAUUUGUACCACCCGGCGGGGAGCUGCUUCAGAGCGCUUUAGCUGACCCAAGUGUAGAAGCACGUGAUCUUGGUGACAUCAGUGACCUCGCAGGCCUUUGUGCUCAUACGUUCCUUCUGCUCUACGGCUUUUUGGGCCAACCGCCUUUCUCCGACGAGGAGCAUCGGAGUACCAUCAUAAAGUCAGUGUACCUUGAUGGCCGUCGAGCCGACGAUGACGACACGGUUUACGACGAAGCCGGAUCCAAUCUGGUUUUGGCUAGCCAAUCCCUUCAGUCACUCUGCCACAUGUGCUCGUGGCAGCUUGCUUCACUUGCCGACUUGUGUGAGAACAUGUGCGUAUUCAACAACAAGGCUAUGCCCAAACCGCCUGUUGCAUUUACAGAUGCCAUGAGCACCCUCAUCAGCGCACUUAGCAAGAUGUUGAGCAAACUCAUUGGCUUGGGAUAUUUUGAGCGCUUCCGGAUGCAUCACAGCAAAGCCGGUGAUUUGACGAAAGAUUUCGCCAACAUCUACAAGAUAGAUCACCUCGUUAGCAUCUUCACGCUUAUGCACAGGUUGCAAAGGACUCACCGCAGUGUCACCACGACACCCUUUGUUGCGGGCCUUGCAGAUGUCUGUCGGGUCAUAAACCAGUGUUGUGCUUUGUCUGUGAACGAGAAUAUCCUGCAAUUCAUGUCUGGGUUUCUCGAGUUCCUGCCUCCGUCGGUUCGCAGAAAAGUUGGUGCAAGCGGUGUGCCCAUCAAUGAGCACGCGCCGGCGAAAAGCAUCACAGGCUUCGAAAUCGAAGAAUGCGAGAGUGUGGAGAAGGUGUUGGCAGACCUCGGAAAGCCGUCUCUGCCAUGGGAGGCAGAGCAUGUUGGAGUGUCAGACGCCACGCGGAAUCUGGCGGAGUUCGUCACGGUGUUGCUUGACUUCGUUUCCUUGCCUGACGCGCGCCUUGCUAUUCAGGCAGUCCGCUUGCUUGCACGAUUAUGUCGCCGACGGAAGGAUUUCCUCGAAGCCAUUGACAGACUAGAGCUGCUUGAUAUGGACGAUGCCGAGAAGUUCAACUCAUUGGAAACAUGGGUGAAAGAAGCCGAUCGAGUGAUUGAUAAGAUCAACCAGCUUGAGAAAACCAUGCAUGAGGAGCAAAGCUUUGCUGACCGGGAGGGGUUGGAGCACUACUCGCAGCAGUUUGAAGCAAAUGAUUGGAACGAAGACGAUCUGCAAAGUGAGCAUGUUGAUCUCAAGGACAAGGCCGAUCGUUUAAUUGAGUACGCGGACAAGAAGCAGUUGCGUCAGCAAGUUGUUCGAAUGGCAGCAGCAAAUCUCCAAGGCGAUGCUCGCAUACUGAACUUUGAUUUUGAGGUGAAAAGCUUGCCAAAGCGGGAGUCUGAUGACGAUGACGAGAAUCGGCCCUGUCCGCUCUUCGUAGGUGUUUUGAGUGCUGGCUGGUUGCCUCCGAAAGAGGAGGCGGACGUGAAGAUGAACCGUUUCAAGCCACCAAGCGAAUUCUUCGGCUGCGACGAACUUGGCCAGCUUUACAUCCGUGGCCAGGCCAUAGACGAUACCUUUGGAGGCUUCUUCCAAGGGAGCUGUGUUGGCAUAGAGCUAGACUAUACAGGUGUUAACCCGAAGCUCUUCAUUUAUGUCGAUGGCUACAGAACAGCCUGCAUUGACAGAGAGGUGGAGGAAGGCUCCGUGCCCUGUGUCGUGUUGGGUUCCCUGCAGCAGAUCGUCAAGCUGAACCAAGGACGGCCUCGCCGUGGCAAGGGCCUUUUAAUCUCACCGAAGGACACGAAGAUUGAUGAGAACUCGCUAGUGGUGGACGUCAGCUAUGAUGUUCUCGGGGACAAGUAUUGCAUCAAGAGCCCUGGGGAGGAAGAGCCAACGAUGAUCUAUAGUGGCUGGAACUCGUGCUUCUGCACAAGUGCUUUGGACUUCCGGACCGAGUACCUCUCCAAGCUCAAAGCAUUCAAACUGCCCAUUCAUCCCAAGAAGUCCUCCACAUGGUGCAUCAACGUUUCUCUCACCCAAGCGUUCAUCGAGUCGGCUCAAUUCGUCCGUGGGGCCCAUGUUGCAUCCCAAAAGGCCUUCAACUCCUUCUACAGCAAUACAACCACACACUUGCGACGAAUGGUCGGCACAAAAUGGAAUCCUGUGCUUCGUGAAGGGUCCGACAACGAGCAAGUGGACACCGGACUUGUUGCCAUAGAAAUCCAUGAGAACAUGGUGUACGGCUCCACCCGAAUAUUCGUGUGCUUUAAUGAGGAGGAUCCCUCGCAACUGUCCCCGGAGCAAGAUUCGGAAAUCACACUGCGACUGCGAUUGACGCAGCUCUACCCUGUUAGAGAGGAGAAAGCCCAACUAGCGAAACUGUUCCGGCACUUCACUUCGAUUUGCAAACAGGGCGACGGACACUUGCUCAAGUACCAUCGUGUGGAGCUCCUUGCCUUGCGUGUUCUGAGCUUUCUGCGAAGUUCAGCUCCGCUGCGAGAUUCCAUCAUGGCUGAGAAAACUUUCAGACGCAAAGACAGCGCGUUCGACGUGGCCGUCAAGUUCUUGCAGGCCUUCACAGAGCUACUUCCAAUGUAUCGAGAGAUAUUUCUCAGACCUGACGUCUUCAAGUUCCUGGUCAAAUCUUUAGCAUACGAGGACAUGGGUGUUUCUUCCUUGCUUGUGAACAUCUACAAGGACAAUCUGGAUGCAGUGCAAAAUGUUACGCCAUCCUUUGUACGCGAGAUGAUGGACGUGCUCAAGGAGAAUCUCACAGCACGGCCGAUGGUCUCCUUGGAUGCCCUCAAAGUGCUCAAUGCAGUCGUUAGCUUGGGCAAAGACAAUCUAGAUGCGCGGAACAAUGGCAACAUCAUCGCCAUGGAGUUCUUGAAAGAGAACACCGUGUUCCGACUGGAAAGCCCCUUCAUUGCUAUGGCGCGUGAUGGGUUUCUGAGCGCAAAGAUCAAUCUGAAAGACAACAGGGACAGAAUCAAGGACUACUUGGAAGCGCUGGAGGUGACGUGGGAACUUGCUCUGUGCUCAAGUGUCCUUUUCCAGCAGCGGCAUGAACUACUUUGA
Symbiodinium necroappetens is the source of this 5271-nucleotide messenger RNA. NCBI's taxonomy places the organism in Eukaryota, Dinophyceae, Suessiales, Symbiodiniaceae. The record is from the annotation of a GenBank genome assembly.